AUGAAUCCAUUGUAUUUAGGACGGCCUGCAUUGAAAUUAGACCAGGCAUGUCUUACGUUCCAUAACCAGCUACCAACCGGAGUUGAUGUCCUCUACACAUCUGAUUACUGCUACAAGUGUCUGUACCAGCCCCUGGUCAGUGUUCUAAAUGGUCCCCAGAAUGCAUCUGUCGUGGUCAGCACCGUCCUCACUCUGACACUGCGGUUACAACCAAUGGGCAGAAACACAACUCUCUGCAGGAGUAAGGCUAAGCCUGUGACUGGAUCCUCACAGUUCCUAAUUGAGACAGCAAAGAAGAGACAUCAGCUGUGUUCUCUGUUGGUGGCAGCUCUUCUCCUGGCACUUAUUGGUCUCCUAUGUGUCGUUGCUCCCUACCUGUACAGGAGGCGUUGUACGACCAAGCUUAUCAAGACCAUUUGUCGCGAAGGACCGCAACAUGCAAUGGAUGAUGAAACCCAAGGUUGUGGGGAUGAGGUUAACAGUACCCAACCAAAACCAACACGACUGCGCUCAUUGGACACUUUCCGAGGACUUUCCCUGACAAUCAUGGUUUUUGUGAACUAUGGAGGUGGAGGGUACUGGAUAUUUGAACAUGCACCUUGGAAUGGUCUUACUGUGGCUGAUCUUGUGAUGCCUUGGUUUGUGUUCAUCAUUGGGACGUCUGUAGUAUUGGCCUUCACCUCCAUGCAGAAAAAGGGAGUUAGCCGUCGGCAGCUAAUACGCAAGCUAACGUGGAGAACUGUGGUCCUCAUCCUUAUCGGCUUUUGUUUCAUGAACUACUCUCCAAAGGAUGGAUUAUGUAGUAUCUUGGUCUUGGCUGAGAAUCCCUGGAGUCCUCCAGCGUCUGGGAUUCACCUACUUCAUACUGUCCCUGAUGAUCGCUGGUGGGACCCUGUCCAGGAUGUGGUCUUGUAUUGGCCAGAGUGGAUCUUCAUUAUUCUCCUGGAGGCAUUAUGGCUGUGUCUCACCUUUCUAUUGCCUGUGCCUAACUGCCCCACAGGUUAUUUAGGGGCUGGUGGGAUUGGGGAUAAUGGCCUUUAUCCCAACUGUACUGGUGGAGCAGCUGGGUACAUUGACAAGUGGUUAUUGGGAGAAAACAUCUACCAUUGGCCAACAUGCAAGGCAAUGUAUCGUACUACCCAGCCCUUUGACCCAGAGGGGGUUCUGGGUACUAUCAACUCCAUUGUCAUGGGAUUCAUGGGGAUGCAAGCGGGAAAAAUUAUACUUUUUUACAGGAAAAAUGAUGUCAGCGUCCUCUCCCGAUUCCUAGUAUGGGCCAUCCUCCUGGGAAACUCAGCAGCCAUCCUUUCUAAGUGCACGCGAGACGAAGGAUUUAUACCUGUCAAUAAAAACCUUUGGUCUCUGUCGUAUAUCACCUGCAUGGGCUGUUUCUCUUUCCUCCUGCUGGGUGUCAUGUAUUUCAUCAUGGACAUUAAGGGCUGGUGGGGCGGCCAACCCUUCAUUUACCCAGGGAUGAAUUCCAUCUUUGUGUACGUGGGCCACUCUCUCCUGGGGUCCUACUUCCCCUUCAGCUGGGAGAUGCGCUUUGUGGACAGCCACUGGGAGAAGCUGUUCCAGAGCCUGUGGGCCACCUCUCUCUGGGUCCUCAUCGCUUACCUGCUAUACAGGAAGAAGUUCUUUCUCAAAAUCUAAUAGCGCCACAAUCCAACAAAUCAACUCCAGUGUUUGCUUUCAUUCUGAGCCAUUGUUGUGGGAAUUAUUGCAAAUGCUUGAUUGUUUAUUGUUUAACUCUAAA
Messenger RNA from Salvelinus namaycush (lake trout), 1756 nucleotides. RefSeq lists its product as uncharacterized. Bases 1 to 1653 code for a protein of 550 amino acids. The transcript is spliced from 17 exons. NCBI's taxonomy places the organism in Eukaryota, Metazoa, Chordata, Actinopteri, Salmoniformes, Salmonidae. The record is from RefSeq and is a predicted model, not a curated record.